AUGGUCGAAGUUCUGCAAGAUGCUAAUACCGGCCCAGAAUGUGGUGCAAAGAACAUAGCAGAUGUCAUGUUUCUUGUUGAUCCAGCGGAGAUAGGCGCAUUUCAUACAAAGCAGAUAUAUGACUUCAUUGGAAAUGUUGUAAAUGAUUUCAAUAUGGGAGAAGACAAUAUCAAUGUUGGUCUAGAAUCGCAAAACUGUGGGGCUGCCAAUAUUGCCUUAGGCCAAUAUAAGAAUAGCCGAGAGUUAGCUAAGGCAUUUAGAGCCACAAAAUUGUCUGGAUUAUCCAAUAUGCUUAAACGUCUGCGCACGCAUUCGUUUAAAGAAAAAUAUGGGGCAAGAAACAUGGCAAGAAAUAUGGCUGUCGUAUUUGUAGAUGAUAGAUUAUUUGAUAGAAAAACAGUUUUAGAUGAAGCCAGGAGAACAAAAAAUUAUGAUGUUGAAUUAUUUGUUGUUGCAAUUGGCGAUAGCAUUGUAGACGAUGAGUUGAAAGCAUUGUGUAGCAGUCCUGUAGAGAGACAUAUCAUCAGAGUACCAUCAUAUGAAGCCCUUAUGGGAUCAAAACCAGAAUUCAUGAAGAAAUUCUGCCAUGGUCUUUGA
This is a messenger RNA of Mercenaria mercenaria, 597 nucleotides long. RefSeq names its product matrilin-3-like. NCBI's taxonomy places the organism in Eukaryota, Metazoa, Mollusca, Bivalvia, Venerida, Veneridae. The record is from RefSeq and is a predicted model, not a curated record. Bases 1 to 597 code for a protein of 198 amino acids. The transcript has 3 exons.